Molecule: messenger RNA, 3716 nt
Organism: Myotis lucifugus (little brown bat)
Lineage: Eukaryota; Metazoa; Chordata; Mammalia; Chiroptera; Vespertilionidae
Gene: MAML1
Product: mastermind like transcriptional coactivator 1
Exons: 6
Coding region: 1-2901 (966 amino acids)
Biological process (GO): positive regulation of transcription of Notch receptor target
Cellular component (GO): nucleoplasm
Molecular function (GO): transcription coactivator activity
Source: RefSeq, a predicted model, not a curated record
AUGGCGGCUCCGGCGGCGCGGAAAACAAUGGGCUCGGGGCGCCGCCACCAGCGCUGCUUCCAGGCAAGCCAAGCGCGCCGGCAAGCUGCUGGCAGCCGCUCCGCGCGCCUGCCCGCCCUGGCCUCGCGCCUCGACGCCGCCGACGUUUCCGAGCACGGCCGCCCCGUCGCGCAUCUCCAUGACACGGUGAAGAGGAGCCUUGAUAGUACCACCUCCCCACAGAAUGGCGGUCAGCAGAAUGGCUAUGGAGACCUCUUUUCUGGGCAAAAGAAGACCCGCCGGGAGGCUCCCCUGGGAGUAGGUGUCUCUUCCAAUGGCCUGCCUCCAGCCUCCCCCCUCAGUCAGCCUGAGGAGCCUGGUGCAGAGGCCCUGCAGGCCAGCGGGAAGCACUCGCUGGGACUGGACUCCAUGAACAAGAAGUGUCUGGCAGAUUCGCACCUCCACCUGAAUGGAGGCAGCAACCCCAGUGAGUCAUUUCCUCUGAGCCUGAAUAAAGAGCUGAAGCAGGAGCCUGUCGAUGAUCUGCCUUGCAUGAUCACAGGGGCCGGAGGCUCCAUAUCCCAAAGCAACCUCAUGACUGACCUCAACCUGAACGAGCAGGAGUGGAAGGAGCUCAUCGAGGAGCUGAACAGGUCGGUGCCCGAUGAAGACAUGAAGGAUCUGUUCACUGAGGAUUUUGAGGAGAAGAAGGACCCAGAGUCCUCUGGUUCUGCCACACAGCCCCCCUUGGCACAGGACAUUAAUAUUAAGACAGAAUUCUCUCCAGCAGCCUUUGAACAAGAACAGUUAGGCUCUCCACAAGUGAGGGCUGGGUCUGUAGGACAGACCUUUAUGGGUCCUUCAUCCGGGCCUGUGAGCACAGAUUCAUCCAGCCUAGGGGGCUCUCAGCCUCUGUUCCACACCUCUGGUCAGCCCAGGGCAGAAAAUCCCAGUCCCAACCUGAUGCCGGCAUCAGCCCAGGCCCAGAAUGCACAAAGAGCCAUCUCCAGUGUGGUGCUGCCUAGCCAGGGCCCAGGAGUGGCCUCAGAGCUGUCCUCUGCCCACCAGCUCCAGCAGAUCGCCGCCAAGCAGAAACGCGAGCAGAUGCUCCAGAAUUCACAGCAGCCUGCCCCAGCACCAGCACCAGGCCAGAUGUCCACCUGGCAGCAGACGGGCUCCUCCCACAGUCCCUUAAAUGUUCCUUACACCAUGGAGAAGCCUGCCAGCCCUCCCAGCUACAAGCAAGAGUUCACCAACUCCAAACUGCUCAUGAUGCCCAGUGUGAACAAGAGCGCCCCUCGUCCCGGAGGCCCCUACCUCCAGCCCAGCCAUGGAAACCUGCUGAGUCACCAGCCACCAAGUAACUUGAGCCAGAACGCCAUGGCUAACCAAGGGUCGAUGCUGGACUAUGGCAACACCAAGCCCCUUUCUCAUUACAAAGCGGACUGUGGGCAAGGCGGCCCUGGGGUUGGUCAGAGCAAGACAUCCCUGAUGGCUUAUCUUCCCCAGCAGCUCCCUCAUCUGAGCAAUGAGCAGAACUCUUUGUUUCUGAUGAAACCAAAGCCGGGAAAUAUGCCCUUCCGAUCUCUGGUUCCACCCAGCCAGGAGCAGAACCCUCCCAACGUCCCUGUGCCAGCCCAGGCCUCCAGCGUGGGGACCCAGCCGCCCACUGUGUCAGCGGCCAGCACUCACAGCAGCACCCCCUAUCUCAGUGGCCAGCAGCAGGCAGCUGUAAUGAAGCAGCAUCAGUUGCUUUUGGAUCAACAAAAACAGAGGGAGCAGCAGCAAAAGCAUUUGCACCAACAGCAGUUUUUGCAAAGGCAGCAGCACCUUCUGGCAGAGCAGGAGAAACAGCAGUUUCAGCGCCAUCUGACCCGCCCACCACCCCAGUACCAAGACCCGACACAGAGCACCUUCCCACAGCAAGUUGGGCAGUUCACAGGCUCUUCUGCCGCCGUGCCUGGCAUGAACAACUUGGGUCCGUCGAACUCCAGCUGUCCUCGAGGAUUCCCUCAGGCCGGGAAUUUGAUGCCAAUGGGCCCUGGACACUCGUCAGGUUCCUCUCUCUCCUCCAACUCAGGCCAGCAGGAUCGGGGUGUCGUUCAGUUCACUGGCUCCCAGAGCAUGCCGCAGGGCAGCCUCUAUGGCAUGGCCUCUGGCAUAACCCAGAUAGUUGCCCAGCCCCCACCACAGGCCACCAAUGGACAUGCCCACAUUCCACGGCAGACCAGCAUGGGCCAGAACACCUCAGUCUCAGCUGCCUAUGGACAGAACUCUCUGGGGAGCUCUGGCCUCUCCCAGCAGCACAAUAAGGGGACCCUGAACUCUGGUUUAACUAAGCCACAGGUCCCAAGGGUGUCGGCAGCCAUGGGAGGCCAGAAUCCUUCCUGGCAACAUCAGGGAAUGCCGAACCUGAGUGGCCAGACCCCAGGAAGCAACACCAUAAGCCCUUUCACGGCAGCCUCCAGUUUCCACAUGCAGCAGGCCCACCUGAAAAUGUCCAGCCCGCAGUUCUCCCAGACGAUGCCCAGUAGGCCCAUGGCCCCCAUGAGCUCAGCAGCUGCAGCGGGGCCCAUGUUGACUCCCGUGAGUGCGCAGCAGAGGACCAGUGCCCCCGCCCCAGCACCUCCCCAGGGAGCCCCACAACAGGGCUUGCCAGGCCUGAGCCCUGGUGGGCCUGACCUGGGGGCCUUCAGCCAGAGCCCUGCCCCACCCAUGGGCGGCCGGGCAGGGCUGCACUGCACCCAAACCUACCCUGUGCGGACUUCGGGCCAGGAGCUGCCCUUUGCCUAUAGCGGGCAGCCGGGUAGCAGCGGGCUGUCCAGCAUGGCUGGGGACGCCGAUCUGAUCGACUCCCUGCUGAAGAACAGGACUUCGGAAGAGUGGAUGAAUGAUUUGGACGACCUUUUGGGGCCUCAGUAAUGGGAGGAUUUAUGAUGUUUUCAGUGUUCAUACAUCCUGUAUUUUUGUUCUCAUAUUCAACAAUGAGCAACUAUUUGGACCAAAAGCUCACAGCCCGGUGUGCUGGGUGGGUAGAGCAAAGGCUGAGGCUGAGGCCCCACCUGGCCAGGAUCUGCAGAGCCCCCUACUCCAACCCAGUGGUGUGGUCUGUCGGGCUGGCCCCAGGCCAUCUGCUGGCGUCAUUACCUGGUGUUGGGACAGCAGGACAGGGUUCUACAGUUGGUUUUCUAUCCAAAUGACCAAAAAAAUGACAGUUAUAGCAGUGAAACCCCACAACGUCAGGCUUAUAAAAAUCUGUGCCACUUGCCCUAAUGCUGGGAACAAGUUUUUGUUGAAACUAUAUAGCAGAAUUACUUGCAAUUUGUAGCAUAGUAAAAGAUGAAAUUUUUUAAAGUUUAAAGCAGAAUAGGUGGUGGUUUGAGUUGAUUGGGUGGCAUUGGAAACCUAGGGCUUCCUUGGAAGAGCCUUUUUUAUUCUUGCUCUUGGUCAGCUUUCAGGGAGUGUCACUGGAAACCUUUUCUGUAAGUAAGUCUGUGGCUGCGUGCGCCAGGGGCUCAGGAUGCUGCGAGAUGGCAGGGCCCCUCCCCCAGAGCGCGUGCUUCUGGGGACCCUGGUGGAGGAACCCUUCCUCCCAUGCCUGGCAGCAGGCCCCGGGCUCAACACCGAGUGGGAUGAUUAGGAUUCCUGUGUCCCUUCUGUUGUACUUUCCCACCUUCUGCAGUUAGUUUCUCUGACAGCGUGUAUUUAAUGGAUUAGAAGGUGAUCAUUGAGUUGUG